AUGUUCAUCCUUUUAUCUCGCUGUCCUCGUUCUCCCCUCAUCGGUACACUCUCGACAGAGUCUGAACGUUAUGAUCAAUUGCUCGCGUGCCUCAACACGUCAAGAAGCAGUACGAACACUUUGCCUAAGUUAGAUCAGGCUGUAAGUGAUACCCUGGAGGAACAAGCGAGAACAAACCAAGAGAUUUCAACACUGGAGAUGCGAAUCGUGAACCUAACUGAAGAUAAUAAGCGUUUAAAGGAGGAGCUUACCGCAACACGAAGGUCCCUUCUUGACUUUGGCGAACUGAAGUCCCUUGUGGCUUCAGUUGACAGGCGCACCGAGGAUGAAGUCCGCUUCUUACGGGUCAAACUCAAUGUGGCAGUCGAGGAGGCCCGCACAAAAACUGAUGAGUUGAGCCAAGUGCGUCUGCAGCUGGAACGACUUCGUGGAAUUAAUGCCAAACUGGUGGCCGAACGCGACGUGGCUCUGGAGCGUAGCGCCAAGGCCGAGGAGCUAGCAGCAACACAGGCGGAUGAAGCGGAG
Molecule: messenger RNA, 525 nt
Organism: Dibothriocephalus latus
Lineage: Eukaryota; Metazoa; Platyhelminthes; Cestoda; Diphyllobothriidea; Diphyllobothriidae
Source: the annotation of a GenBank genome assembly